UGUCUUAAGCUUUAACCCUCAUUUCAUUAUUACCUUUUUCUUGCUCUCCUCCUUUCUUCUUAUCUUUCUAUCUCAGACGCUCAAAGUGAAGUCUUUUCUGUUAUUUUUUUUUUCUUCUUCUAUUUUGCUUAUUUCCUCCAUGGAUUCUUAUGAAGCUACAAGAAUGGUGUUCUCUAGGAUCCAAAAUUUGGACCCUGAAAAUGCCUCCAAAAUCAUGGGUUAUCUCCUCAUUCAAGACCACGGCGAGAAGGAGAUGAUUCGUUUAGCUUUUGGCCCUGAAACUCUCAUUCAUAAUCUCAUAAUCAAGGCCAAAUCUCACUUGGGUAUCCUCAACUUUCAAAAUAAUGCAAUUACAACCCCUUCUUCUUCCUCUCCCUCUACUCCUUCUUCUCCUUUCAACCCCAUUUCCCGGCCUAACCCCUUGUCCAUUUCCUCCUCCUGUUCUUCUUCUUCAACUCCCUGGCCCCUCUCUGGACUCCCCAGCCCCCACAGUCCAAGCGUCAAUGGCUUCAGCUCCUCUCUUUCUUAUGCAAAUAUCGUCAAUGGAACCUCCAAUGCUGCAAAUUCUGACUCUUUAUACAAUAAUGGUGAUGUUAUUGAUGACUUUCAGCUUCAAGAUCACCUCUCUUUUCUGGACGAUGCUAAAGGUGAAGACUUGUUUGACUCAAGACUCGAACUUGGUUUCUCUCCGACGGAUUCUCAGUUACACAGGAGGAGUUUUUCGGUUCCCGUUGCGAGUUGUUUCGGAUCCGAAGAUGCAAAUUCUCCGUUCGGUUGGAAGCAAUGCUUGUAUUUCGCUAAAGGGUUUUGUAAGAAUGGAGGUAGCUGUAAGUUUCUUCACGGUGACUCAGUUUCUGCUGUUGCCGAUGCUGCUUCUUCAUCUGCCGCCAUUAACGUUGGUUCGCCGAACAAGCUCAAUGAGUUCGAAAAGCAAAGAAAGCUCGCCGCCGUCUCCUCUCAGUUCAUGGGCUCGGUUUCUUUUCCUUACAACAAGUGCAUGAACCUCCUUUUGCAGCAGCAAAACGAAACACUAAGAUCAGCUGCAUUGAUGAUGGGCGAUGAGUUGCAUAAAUUUGGUCGUUGCAGGCCUGAUAGAGCUUCUGAGUUUUCAGCAAUGGGGUUGGGAGGAUCUGCGAAUCCGGGUUCGAGACAGAUUUAUUUGACAUUUCCAGCUGACAGUACAUUCAGAGAAGAAGAUGUUUCUAAUUACUUCCGCAAUUAUGGGCCGGUGCAGGAUGUGAGGAUUCCUUAUCAGCAGAAGAGAAUGUUUGGAUUUGUGACUUUUGUGUUUCCAGAGACAGUGAAGCUCAUCCUGGCCAAAGGGAAUCCCCAUUUCGUUUGCGAUUCUCGCGUGCUCGUAAAGCCUUACAAGGAGAAGGGAAAAGUCCCGGAAAGGAAGCAGCAACAGAUUGAGAGAGGUGAGUACUCUGCGUGUUCAAGCCCGUCCUCGCUUGAUUCUCGAGAGCCAUUUGAUUCUCAUCUAGGAGCAAGAAUGUUAUACAAUACACAAGAGAUGUUAUUGAGAAGGAAAUUAGAGGAACAAGCCGAUUUGCAGCAAGCCAUUGAACUGCAUGGAAGAAGGCUAAUGAAUUUGCAACUUCUAGACUUGAAAAACAAUUACCAUCAUCAUCAUCAUCAUAAUCAUAAUCAAAGUCACCAUCAAUUUCAUCAUGGUUUGCCAAAUGGGUCACCAAUUCCUUCACCAACUCUACCUCAAACUCCCCACAAUCCGGCUCUCAUUUUCCCAAUAGAUGGCCCUGAAGAAGAACUCCAACAAGAAAAAUGUGUGAGCCCAGUUGAAGAUUCUCAAAAUGCUGCACUUCCAGAUGGUGAUCAGGAAGUGAAUAAUCCAACUUGUGAUCACAAUAAUGGCAAUGCCAACAGUAGUAGUAGUAAUAGUAACAACAAGGAGAAGUCUAGUAGUAACAACAAAACUGAAGAAAGUGAUCUUCAUGAAAGUUUAGAGCACAUUCUCCCUGAUAACCUUUUUGCAUCUCCAAAGAAAUCAACUGUUGAUGAACUCACUGUGUUCUCCUCUGAAGCUGAUGACAAACUAUCAGCUUCAAGCACUACAGUCACAUCCACAAUCAACAAGGCUUCUCUUAAAUCAUGUUAUCUACAAAUGCCGAGUUUUUCAUCUGGGCAUGGAACAAUUGGCAUGUAGCAUCAAUGAUGGGCAGCAAUGGGGGGUUGAUUAUGCCAGCUUUGAUAUCAUUAGGUGUUGAUAUGAAUGCGAUGUAUGUGUGCACAUGCAUACAGUUAUGGAUUGGAAUUUGGAGUCAAAAGGGAGGAUUUCUUUUGUGAUGUUGGGUUUGUUUAUGUUCAAUAUUUGCAGAAACUUUGGAAGCAUCAUAUAAAAAGAGGAGAAAGAAUCCUCUACUUGUAUAGCCACAAAACCACACAACCCACAAGAAAAAAAAAAAAAAAAGCAAAUCCAAAAGAAAAAUCUGAAAGACAAGAUCUCAGCAAGAUCACCAUCAUCAUCAAUACAAUACUACUUACAAUGAAUACAUAAUUGCAUAGAUAAAAGGACAGAUGAACUGAUUUAUGAAGUGGGGUCUCUUUCUCUUUCUUUAUUUCCCUACUGUGGAGUCCCUGUAUGUGAAUGUGUCUACUGUGGAGUCCCUGUAUGUGAAUGUGUUUGGACCACCACACACCAGAGGAAGCAGCAGCAGCAGCAGGAAGCAGAUAAAAAAAACAAAAGGCAGGCUUGUAGUAAUUUAAUUUUACUGUCUUCUUUUCAUAAUGUCAUUUAUCUUUUUUUCUUUUCACUUUUUACCCACAUUUGAGUGGGGUGAAAAGGACUACUACGUAAAGAAAUGAAAUUAUGUAUCAUCAUCAAGAUGAAAAUAUAAAAAUAUAUAUUAUAUAUGUAUUAUCUA
Messenger RNA from Mangifera indica (mango), 2882 nucleotides. Its product is annotated as zinc finger CCCH domain-containing protein 22-like. NCBI's taxonomy places the organism in Eukaryota, Viridiplantae, Streptophyta, Magnoliopsida, Sapindales, Anacardiaceae. The coding region runs from base 140 to 2164 and encodes 674 amino acids. Gene Ontology annotation, molecular function: RNA binding; metal ion binding. The transcript is spliced from 9 exons. The record is from RefSeq and is a predicted model, not a curated record.